GAAAAAGAUGGAGGCCUCAAACGUCUGUGCUCUGCUAUCUGCUGAGUCAGAUGCUAAAACUAACAUUUCUAGUCCUCUUAAUGCGGCUUCUGUCACAGAUUCUGAAACAGUAAUAAACAGUAAAACUGAUAGUACCCUGAUUAAAGAACAAAAGAGUGACGAGGAGCUACUAGAGGGUCUCCUCACGGAGUAUUACUGCCAUGUUUGCUCCUCUAACCUGUUGUUUGAAUCCAAUCGGCUGGCCCAUUAUAAGGGGAACAAACACGCUCAGCAGGUCAAAACGUACCUGAACGCCGUGAGAGUGGAGCUGGCCAGAGGUUGCCAGAGCGCGUCCCGUGAUAAGAACCGUUUCUGUGAGCUGUGUAACAUGGUGUUUAACUCGCCCGUGGUCGCAAAGUCACACUACGAGGGCAAAAUCCACGCCAAAAACCUGCGGAAACAAAGCCUCCCUUCCCCAGAGAAGGACACAGAAUUGCAUCAUUUGCCAAGUAUCGCCCAGGAUCCCUGUAACUCCGAGCAGAAUUCGUCUCAGGAGGAUGACCUGGAGCUUUGUCCUGAUCCGACGCCUCCGCCCGGCAUCCCAGAUCCCUCAGCUUCCCCCAGCGACGAGGUUGAUCUCAAAGAUCCUGACAAGUACUGCAGCCUUUGUUGUGCCUCCUUCAACAGUCCUGGGGUGGCCUUGCAGCACUACAACGGGCGUAAACACCAGAGGAAAACGGCCCGACAGGAACUCCUCAGAGAGCUCGGAACAGAUGUGCAGAAAGGAAACCCUUUUAUGUGCGAUGUUUGUGGUGUAUCGUUCGACUCUGUGGAGAUGUACCAGGGUCACAUGCAGGGGAACAAACACCAGAUCAGGGAGAGGAAGCUGAGAGACGUCUUUAAGUCCCAGCCGAAGGUCUACGGCACGUUCGCAGACGAGCUCGCCGACUACAUCCAGGUGCAAAAGGCCCGAGGAAUCACCCCCAAGACCGCUCAGCCUCUCCCUGAAGAAAGCCCUCAGGACGACGACGCGGGAGAAGACGAGGUGCAGCGCGAAGGCUUGAACCAGUGCGACUUCACUCCAGCGCCUCUUUUUAUGCCCGACGUCUCUCAGACUCCCCGUCCUCCGCCAGCGCCGUGGUUUCCGUUCUGCCCCGUCCCAUUCUGUCCUCCCUUUGGCUGGCCCUACACCUGUCCUCCUCCUCCUCUCCUCCCCUUCCCGGGGCCCACACACUUUACCGCUCUGCCCACAGGCGGUGGGCAGCAAAGCAGACUCUCUACUUCCUCCGCUGGUACCGCCUCGUCGUCGUCGGCCUGCUCGUCCCGGAGCUCCGACGCCAGCGACGGCGACGAACGCGACGAGCACGGGAACGUGGAAAAGAGGAAAACGAGACGACGCAGAGGAGGAGAGGAGGCGUCUGACACAGAGGGAAGGAGGAGGAAGAGACAGAGGACGGGGAGGUGGGGGGAGAGCCGGGGGAAGAAGCGGACGCGACGAGACAAAGCAGGUCAGAGCUUUGAGGUGGACGGAGAGCGAAGCGCGGCUGACAGAUUGCACUCGCAGGCGUUUAAACGCACGGACGGAGGGAGGGAGCGCGGGAGCAGUAGGUCAGCCAGAGCCAGAAAAGAGAAGAAGAGAACGAUAGACAGGGUGGACACGAGGACGGAGGAGGAGAAGCUGUGGGACGACUCCAUUCUGGGUUCGAGCCAGAUCGUGCCACAAGAACUCGCCAAAGUCGUUUACCCUGAGAUCAACAGCAAUGAGACUAUUGAAUGUGACUGUGGUAAAUUCAAAUGUGACUCUGCCUUCUGGUUCCGAACGGUUCCCAAUGAGGCCAAAGUAGAGUUCAUAGCCAGAUCCAACAAUGCUGACCGUGUCAACUAUGGGCCUUCGUACGAGGCACACAAGGCUCGCUUCAAGUUAAGCAAGAGGAGCAGCGGCUUUGCCCUGCGCAUCAUCAGCGUGACUAAAGAGGACGCAGGGUUUUACUCUUGUAUCCUUACGGGAAAAGAUGAAAACUCAAAGACCACAGAAAAGUUUAAUCCUGGGGCUGUUUUACGGCCAGGAGAGACCCGUCCAACUCUACCUCCAGUCACAAAGCCUAAGUCUAAAUCCAAACCCCGCUGUCCCUGCACUCAGAGGAAUCACCCACAGGAUGGCUGUCACUCUCUGGUUCUUUGGCCGCUUGUCGGAGUUGUUGCGAGCUUGGGUCUGUGUCUUCUCGCCACGCUGUAUUACUUCAGCCGACUGCCCAAAAAAUGUCACCACCACUUUGUGAAGAAGAGGCUGAUGAACUAAAGCCGGUCAUUUUCCGUUUUUAUUGGACCUUAAAUGCUGGAUCGCUUCACUGAAGCACUGCAUCGUUUGGAGACUGAGUGCCAUGAGGCGCCCUGAAGACCUUCUCUGCUAAAAGCAGCUUAUUUGCGACGGAGAACAUGUCCGCAGCCCGAGGCAGGACGCAGCUUUGUAACAUAUCGUCAUGUAUAUUAAGAAAUGCUCUGUAUUCAAUCCUUAACCCAGAUUUCCGUUCACCCAGAAUGUUUCUGUCACUGCUUAGUUUGUAGAUUUUAUAAUCGUUUAUCCCUCAUUUCACCUUGCACCAAAGAGCUAUCGGGAUUUUUUUAUCGUGAUUUCCCCCCCCCCCCAUCGGGAUCGUGUAGCAUUUCUGGCUAUGAUUAAAAUUGUUUUUCAGACAAAAUCAGCAAAAUGUUUUCUUCUAGCGUAGUUGUUCCAAGGUGCUCUUUUUCUACAUAGUUUUUUUCUCCCUUGUGUAUUUAUUUGUGUUAAUGUGACGUUUAUUGCAAAAAUCUUGUAUGUUGGCACAUAAAACUCAGAGAAUAAAUUCUGUGUUAUUUUUAUCUAUGA
This is a messenger RNA of Fundulus heteroclitus (mummichog), 2845 nucleotides long. It is a transcript of the gene zmat1, whose product is annotated as zinc finger matrin-type 1. Gene Ontology annotation, molecular function: zinc ion binding; nucleic acid binding. NCBI's taxonomy places the organism in Eukaryota, Metazoa, Chordata, Actinopteri, Cyprinodontiformes, Fundulidae. Bases 8 to 2278 code for a protein of 756 amino acids. The record is from RefSeq and is a predicted model, not a curated record. The transcript has 13 exons.